AAAGAUGCACAUCUUUGCAUCACCAAUUGAGCAGCUCUCGUUUUGCAGUUCUAGCUAGCUAGCCACUGAUCUCUCAGCCAUGGCUUCCACUUCGGGUCUCCUCGCCACGGUGCUCGCCAUGGCCGUCUUGCUCGCCGGCAGCAGCCGCAGCUGCCAAGCGGCGCGCCACCUCGCCGACGCAACACCUCCUGCCGCCGUGCCGGUGCCUACCGUGCCCGCUGUCACAUUGCCACCGAUGCCGGCCAUUCCUGCCGUCCCGGCGGCGACACUGCCGCCGAUGCCGGCGGUGCCAAUCGUGCCGAACACCGCGUUGCCGCCCAUGCCGGCCGUGCCGAAGGUGGCACUUCCGCCAAUGCCCGCGGUGCCGGCUGUGCCUACCGUCCCCGCGGUGACCGUGCCGCCAAUGCCCGCGGUGCCCGCUGUGCCGGCGGCCACGUUGCCACCGAUGCCCGCGGUGCCUGCAGUGCCGGCGGCGAGCUUGCCGCCGAUGCCAGCCAUGCCCGCCGUGCCGAACGCCGCGUUGCCGCCCAUGCCGGCCGUGCCGAAGGUGACGCUGCCGCCGAUGCCGUCGAUGCCGGCCGUGCCCAAGGUGACGCUGCCGCCGAUGCCAUCCGUGCCAAUGCCGUUCUUGGCACCUCCUCCUUCGGCAUAAGGACGCUGUCGAUGCUUACACAUUUAUUGGGUCAUUUGAUUUGAUAUCAAGCUUUUGGUUAUAUAUUUCCUCUGCUUGAUUUGUUUUCUGUGAGUAAAUGUAUGUUGCAUGCGAGUUUUUUUUUUUUUGGAAUUUUUGUUCUAGCCGUGUUUGUAUAUGGAGUAUGCUUGGCUAUAAGUACUUGUAUGUGGCAUUUGUUUAUAAAAGUUUCAUUUUGGUUGGUUAAUUUUA
Oryza sativa Japonica Group (Japanese rice) is the source of this 883-nucleotide messenger RNA. Its product is annotated as protein PELPK1. The record is from RefSeq and is a predicted model, not a curated record. Lineage: Eukaryota; Viridiplantae; Streptophyta; Magnoliopsida; Poales; Poaceae.